AUGAAGAUUCUUGUCGGAAUAAAGAGAGCUCUUGACUAUGCCAUAAAAUCAAGGGUUCGUGCUGAUGGGAAAUGGAUGGAGACAAAUGGGCUCAAGCAUUCCAUAAAUCCAUUUGACGAAAUUGCGCUUGAAGAGGCUCUUCGCAUCCGAGAAAAAGGGCAAAAUUCGCAUCAAAUUACGGUGGCCAGCUGUGGAGGGCAGAAAUCAAUGGAAACCAUAAGAUCAGCCUUAGCAAUGGGAGCUGAUAAAGGAAUAUUAAUAGAUUCAGAUAAAGAGGGGUCGGUUUCCCCUAAUGACGGUUGGCUGUUUAUUUGUUUAUGGCUAGGAACGCUUCAGCCCCUCACGGUGGCAAAAGCAUUGGCAAAAAUAGCAAGUCGAGAAAAAUCCGACCUGAUACUUUUGGGGAAACAGGCAAUUGAUGACGAUGCCGGCCAAACGGGGCAAAUGUUAGCGGGGCUUCUUGGAUGGCCACAAGUAACCUUUGCUUCGGAAAUAAAAUUUUCCGACUCUGGAGACGUAAACGUGACUUCAGAGAUUGACGGGGGUCUUCAAGAAGUUAAGCUAACGCUCCCUGCUGUCAUCACGAAAGCGAAAAAGAAACCGAUAGAAGUGGUUUCGAUUGAUGAAAUUCUUCCGGAUCGCUCUGAUAUAAAGCCUCGUUUGGAGAUCCUUGAUGUUAGCGAUCCUCCCCCAAGGCCCUCUGGGCGGAAGGUUGAGUCGGUGGAUCAGCUGUUGGACUUGCUUCACAAGGAAGCGAAAGUUCUUGAAUUUCAUUGA
Molecule: messenger RNA, 777 nt
Organism: Mitosporidium daphniae
Lineage: Eukaryota; Fungi; Microsporidia
Product: subunit beta of electron transfer flavoprotein
Exons: 3
Coding region: 1-777 (258 amino acids)
Cellular component (GO): cytosol
Molecular function (GO): electron transfer activity
Source: RefSeq, a predicted model, not a curated record